Molecule: messenger RNA, 2035 nt
Organism: Apis cerana (Asiatic honeybee)
Lineage: Eukaryota; Metazoa; Arthropoda; Insecta; Hymenoptera; Apidae
Biological process (GO): maturation of SSU-rRNA
Cellular component (GO): nucleus; 90S preribosome
Source: RefSeq, a predicted model, not a curated record
UAUAUAAUAUGAAAGCGCAUUUGUAAAAAGAGAAAAAAAAGUCAUAUAUUAUUAAAUAGUGAUUAUUAAUUUAAGGUUUGCUAACCUUUUUGAUGACCUUUUUGACAAAGUAACAGGAAAAAAUGGAAAUAAAUAACGAGAUUAUUCUAUUGAGACAAUCCGUUCGUCAAGCUCGCAUUUGUGUAAUAAAUAAAUUAAUUAGAGAAGCGAAAAGGUUACGUACUAAUAGUAACGAAAAGCAAUUGGAAAAAAAUAAGAAUAAAGCAGAGAAACUUUUAAAGGAAGUAUUUGCAUUAAAACAUAUCAAAGAUGAUGAAAUAUCAAAAUUCGGAAUUGUUAAGUUCGAAUAUCUGCAGAAUAUAUUACAAAAUCCACAGACUGAUGAUGGAACUCGAGCUAUGAUAAAAGUUGUUCGUCAUAAAUCUUUAAGUUUGAGAAUAAUAGAAUUUCAGAAAAAAUUUCCAGAUUAUAGUAAAUAUAUUUCUUGGAGAAAAAAAAAAUCUUCAAUAAAAGGAAAAAAAGGAAAUUGUUAUACAGAUUUAGAGAAAAAUUCAAAACGAUUAAAAAAUGAUGCAAAUAACAUUUUAAAAAAAGAAAAAAAACAAAACUGUUUUACAGAUUUUUCAGAAAAAAAUUUAAAACAAUUAAAAAAUGAUUCAAGUAAUAUCAUAGAAAAAAUAAAUAAAGAGAAUAUGAAAGAUGCAGACAAUAAUUGUACUGCUUAUAUACAACAAACAACAAAUGUUGAAGAAAAUAAUGAUAAUUCGAUGAAAAAAUCAAAAAUUGAAGAUAUAGAAAUACAAUCUAUAAAUAAUGAUCAAAGUUUUAAGAUUACUACUAAAGUCAUUAGUAAUGAAGCCACUGUUAAAAGAUUUACAGAAAUUUUACAAGAAACAAAAGAACAAAAUUAUAUAUGUAAAGAUACUGAAAAUCCACAAUCUUUUAACGAAUCCAUGGAAUUCAUAGAUUCAUCAACUAAAAUAGAUGAUUUCUUUCUACCUGCAAAUGAAGUAACUUCAUGUUCAAAUGAAACACUUUUUUCUAAAGAGAAAAGCAUGCGUAGUGAACAAAUUAAUCACGUAUUUAAAUCACGAAAAAACAUUCAAAUUGAAAACAAGAAUAAAUUAUAUAGUAAAAAAAUAAGCAAAGAAAAAAAGCAUAGUAGAAAACAAUUUAUAAACAAUGCAGGUUUUCACAAUCCAAAUGAUAUGAUAGAAAAAACUAAUACAUAUAGAAAACAAAAUGAAAAAAAUAUACAAAUUGGAAAAAAAAAGAAAAUCAAUAAAGAAAGCACAUGUAUCGCAGAAGACGAUAAUUUACAUCCUUCUUGGGCUGCAAAAAAAAAACAACAAAAUAUUAUGAAACAAGAAUUUCAAGGAAAAAAGAUUAAAUUUGAUGAAGAUUAAAAAUGGAUAAUGAAUUUCAAUAUUUAUAUUAAAUACAUUUUUUUAUAUAUAAGAUUAAUAUCAUCAACAUUAGUAAAAAAAAAAAUACAUAUGUUCAAUGCAUUUUUCAUGCUUUUUUUCUUAAUGAUAAAAAAGCAUUUUAUUUAUUAAAUUAAUAACUAGUAUGUAAUAAAAAAAGAAUUAAUAUUUUAAAGUAAAAUUAAUUUUUUUGUAAAUUGAAUGUAGUUCAAAAUUAUUAUUAAGUCAUUAAUAACUAUAGGAUAUUGUAUAUUUUUAUUUUUAUUUAAAUAAUUUAAUUUUCAUACAAAAUGAGUAAGAUAUUUCAUAAAAGUCAUAUUGUAAUUGAAAAUGUAUUUUCAAUUAUAUGGGCGUCCAGCGCUUAAAAAUGAUUUUUAUAAUUUCUGUAUGACCAGUUUGUUACAAUGAUGAUUCUAUUUUUCUUUCUUUCUUUCUGUCUCAACAUAUAUUAUAUUCGUUGUUAGUUAAUUGAUCUUUAGAUCCAUCAUAUUAAUGAGGGUUAUAUAGGAACAUCAUAUAUAAUGUAUAUCAACGUAUAUCAAUGUAUUUUGAGGCAUAUCUAUUGAUUGUAGUCGACGAUAAUUGCAUUUUUCAUUAAACAAUUGAGAAUA